Rhincodon typus (whale shark) is the source of this 789-nucleotide messenger RNA. RefSeq names its product lutropin-choriogonadotropic hormone receptor-like. Gene Ontology annotation, cellular component: membrane. Lineage: Eukaryota; Metazoa; Chordata; Chondrichthyes; Orectolobiformes; Rhincodontidae. Gene Ontology annotation, molecular function: thyroid-stimulating hormone receptor activity. Gene Ontology annotation, biological process: G protein-coupled receptor signaling pathway. The record is from RefSeq and is a predicted model, not a curated record. Bases 60 to 551 code for a protein of 163 amino acids. The transcript is spliced from 7 exons.
CCGACUGAGAAGCAGUACAGAAAAAAAAAAUCUUCUUCCCCAGAAAAAAAGACACGCACAUGGCUUCAACUAUUUAUCUGUUCCUCUUGAUAAGUUGUAACAUAGUGUGUCAUUCUUGUGUGCAAACUUACCACUGUCCCAAGAUCUGUCACUGCUCCACUCAGUUUGUCAGAUGUACCAAGGAGACAGCUGCCCGCGUUCCAGUUGCGACUUUACGCACCUAUUUCAAUCUGAGGUUUACUCAUCUGCCACUGAAAAAGAUCCAAAGUUAUUCUUUUGAAGGCCUUAGCAAUAUCAUAAGAAUUGAUAUUUCCCAGAGUGAUUCUUUGGAGAGAAUUGAACCUAAAGCCUUCGUUGAUCUUCUGGACUUAGUGGAACUCUCAAUUCAAAAUACAAAGCAUCUGGUGAAAAUUGAUCAAGGAGCUUUCAGAAAUCUACCACGACUACGAUACUUGAGCAUUUGUAAUACUGGAAUAGGAUUCUUUCCUGAUCUGACACACAUCCACUCCAUUGCAUCCAAUUUUAUUCUAGGAGAAGACAGCACACACUAGGGCAGAAAGACCCAGCUGGGUGGAUACGUGCUUGACAUCAGGCUCUUCACUCCCUCUGAGAGAAUCCUGGCCCUCACAGGAGAAGAUCAAGACCACUCCUGCAGGGAUGCAGAGAUAUCCGUGUCCUGCCAACAAAGUAUCAGUGGGAUGUCCAUAGCUUCUUCCCCUAGAAGCCCCUGCUCAGCCUCUGCAGACAAGAAUACCAAAGCAUCAGAGAAAGUAUCAGCUAGGCUACCUU